UGCAGGCAGGAAACCAGUUCUCUAGGAAAAGGGAUUCCUCUCAAGGGGCUGAUCCUGCUGAAUUCCUACAUUCACUUUGGAUUCUAGAGUAGAACCAUAGAGUCGGAAGAGACUGCAUGAGGAACCCAGUCCAGGCCUCUGCCGUGCAGGAAAAGCCAAAGUACCCCUGACAGAUGAGCAUCUGGCCUCUGUUUAAAGGAUUCCAAAGGAGCCUCCACUACAUUUUGAGGCAGAGAGUUCCACUGCUGAACAGCUCUUACAGUCAGGAAGUUCUUCUUAAUGUUCAGAUGGAAUCUACUUUCCUGUAAUUUGAACCCAGUGCUGUGAGUAAUCAGAAAGGGAAAAACAAGAAUCAAGUGUCCAUAUUGGAAUUAAAUGUACAUAGCACAUAACUCUGUUGACAUGGAGGAGAAAGCAUAUAAAUGUAUUGCAUGUGGAAAGAGCUUCUCUCAUAAUUCAAAUCUACAUAGACAUCAAAGGACUCACACUGGGGAGAAACCCUAUAACUGCCUGGAGUGUGGACAGAGCUUUCCUCAGAAGGCAAACUUACAUACACAUCAAAGGACUCACACUGGGGAGAAACCCUAUAACUGCCUGGAGUGUGGACAGAGCUUCGCUCGUAGUUCAGGACUACGUUCACAUCAAAGGACUCACACUGGGGAGAAACCCUAUAAAUGCCUGGAGUGUGGACAGAGCUUCGCUGAUAGUUCAGCACUACGUAGACAUCAAAGGACUCACACUGGGGAGAAAUCCUAUAACUGCCUGGAGUGUGGACAGAGCUUUUCUCAUAGUACAGGACUACGUUCACAUCAAAGGACUCACAUUGGGGAGAAACCCUAUAACUGCCUGGAGUGUGGACAGAGCUUCACUCGUAGUUCAGGACUACGUUCACAUCAAAGGACUCACACUGGGGAGAAACCCUAUAACUGCCUGGAGUGUGGACAGAGCUUCGCUCGUAGUUCAGGACUACGUUCACAUCAAAGGACUCAUGCUGGGGAGAAACCCUAUAAAUGCCUGGAGUGUGGACAGAGCUUCGCUCAAAGUGGAAACCUAAGUUCACAUCAAAGGACUCACACUGGGGAGAAACCCUAUAACUGCCUGGAGUGUGGACAGAGCUUCACUCGUAGUUCAGGACUACGUUCACAUCAAAGGACUCACACUGGGGAGAAACCCUAUAACUGCCUGGAGUGUGGACAGAGCUUCGCUCGUAGUUCAGGACUACGUUCACAUCAAAGGACUCAUGCUGGGGAGAAACCCUAUAAAUGCCUGGAGUGUGGACAGAGCUUCGCUGAUAGUUCAGCACUACGUAGACAUCAAAGGACUCACACUGGGGAGAAACCCUAUAAAUGCCUGGAGUGUGGACAGAGCUUCAUUCAGAGUUCAAGCCUACGUUCCCAUCAAAGGACCCACACUGGAGAGAAACCCUAUAAAUGUCUGGAGUGUGGACAGAGAUUUACUCGGAGUGGAACUCUACGUAAACAUCAAAGGACUCACACUGGGGAGGAACCGUAGAAAUGCAUGGAGUGUGGACAGAGCCUUUCACGGAAUAACAUUAUACAUAGACAUCACAUAGUACACUCUGGAGAGAAUGGUGUUAAUUGACACCAGAGUGUCGUUUUAAAAUGUACAAAAGGAACUCUUGCAAAUUUUGGAAAUUCAACCUCAUAGUUGGGACAUUUCCUCACGUGGUGUAUUGUAGAAAGAUUGAACUAAAAUAUGUUCCAUUCUGGAAGUAAGCAAGGUUAAAUGAAACUAGAGUUUUAUAUGUUGAGAAUGUUGGAUGAUCAAUUAGAAUGAAAACAUGGGUUGUUACUGUGAUAUACUAAAGUGUGUGUGUGUAUAUAUAUAUUAUUCUACUCCCUUGAGAUAAUAUAGUCAUAUAUACGGACUAUAUACGGACUAUAUUAUAUAUAAUAUAGUCCGUAUAGUCUCUCUCAUAUAUAUAUAUAUAUAUAUAUAUAUAUAUAUAUAUAUAUAUAUAUAUAUAUAAAAAAGACUAUACGGAUAGAUGGAAGGAAUGUUUUAGUCCAAAGCAAAAAGAAUGGCUCAUGAAGACCUGCAAAUUACACAAAACAAAAAAACUGAGAACAACGUGGGCAAAUGUCAGUUGUUAUAUUUAUUAAUGGUAAGAGUGUUAUCAGAAGUGUGGUUAUAUUAUAUUAUCUAAAGGGAGUAGAAUAAUGAGAGAUAAAAAUUAACAGAUAGAAUGAGGCCUUUAGGCACAAAUCCCUUUCUGUUUUCUAGUUCAGUUGUGUGUCUAUGUAGGUAAUUGUUUCAUUAAUGUGUGUGUUUCUGAUUUAGUUUGUAUCUCAUGUAGUAGUUAGUUUCAUGUAGUUGAAACAUUAUAUAUAAUUUCUGCCUUUUUGUAUUCUUGCUUUUAAUCUGUUUUUUAUUUUUUUAUUUGCAAAAAAGAAGGGGAUUUAUAAGGGUCAAAAUGGCUGAAACUGGAGGGGUGGGUAGACCUGGUUUUAGCCCAAAAUGGGGUUUAAUGUUUAAUCUAGGGCGCCUUUGAAGAUCAUUUCCUUCUUCGGUGUUGGUGGCAUGGGUUUGGAUUCCAUUGUCUUCCUUCAGACAUUAUUGUUCCUAUUAUGCUUUAUACAACAUGUAUUCACUGCUUUGAUCACCAUCGAUUCUUUUUCACUGCCUUGUCUAUCCCGCAAACCCUUCCAGUGUGUUCUGUUGGUCAUCAGGGUUGUGUGUGCUAAGUUUGGUCCACAUCCGUCAUUGGUGGGCUUCCGAAUGCUCUCUGGAUGCAGGGUGAACUACAACUCCCACGUUCUGUGUGCCAAGUUUGGUCGUCAGCUUCUUUUGUUCUGAACCCAAAGGGUUCCUGUUCUUUUGAUGCCGAGUGUUCAGGGAAGAGUGAGGUCUGUGAGAUCAAUGAGGCUUUCAGAGACCACGUCUGGUUGCUUUGCUGGGAAAUUGUACAAACAUGUUCACACAAAUGGGAAGGUUAGAAGAUUUGGUUCAUGCAGAUUUUAAGUUAAUAACCUUUAAAAAUAGAAGAUAAAAUUUGGAAAGCACAGGAUGGUGGAGCAUCUGAGUUGGUUGAGCCUCAGUAACGGUGGAAGCCCAGUGAUUUUAUUUGAUCUAUCAUGUCAGAAACUAAUUGAGAGUACAGUUAUAAUGGAUUUUAAUAACACAACGUUUUUGUUUUUUCGUGUCAGGAGCAACCUGAGUUGCUUCUGGAGUGAGAGACUUGGCCGUCUGCAAGGACGUUGCCCAGGGGACGUUGCCCGGAUGUUUUGACGUUUCACCAUCCUUGUGGGAGGCUUCUCUCAUUUCCCCGCAUGGAGCUGGAGCUGAUAGAGGGAGCUCAUCCGCACUCUCCCCAGAAGCGACUCAAGUUGCUCCUGACACGAAAAAAAUAAAAUAACACAAAGUUAAAACUUGGCAUGAUACUAGAUUUCCUUUGACUAGAAGGUGGCCGCUUGGAGUGCCUCUGGUGUCGCUGUGAGAAGGUCCCCUGUAACGGAAAGCCCUAUUUUAUUGGGGAUUUUUGUCUAUGUUAUGUAAUGUUGAUUCAGUGGUCAAGGUGGGCAGGAGUUGGCUACUGCUGAUUGGCUAUGUGUCACCAUGGUAACGUAGAAAUGCAACUAUUUCGAAGCUAGCACGAAAGGGGCGGAGCUAGCUGGAUGAAAAAGGAGGGAAUGUUUUAAAAAGAGUGAGUUAGUGAAGUUCUCUAGCCAGUGAGCUUGAAAGACGAUGUCUGAAGUCAGUUAGGUUUAAGUUUCCAGUGAGAUAGAGCUGAGGAAAAGGAAUACUGUUGAGACAAAGUUCCAGUCAAGUGGUUGAUGUUACAGAAUGAAAGAUAUUAUCUAUAUAAUGUACAAAUGAAACGGAAGAAGUAAACCUUUGCAACAAGUUACGCUUUUUGGACUAAAGAAACCAUCAAUAAAUAAUUCUUUGUUUGUAAUAAA
Anolis carolinensis (green anole) is the source of this 3920-nucleotide messenger RNA. RefSeq names its product zinc finger and SCAN domain-containing protein 2-like. The record is from RefSeq and is a predicted model, not a curated record. Gene Ontology annotation, molecular function: RNA polymerase II cis-regulatory region sequence-specific DNA binding; DNA-binding transcription factor activity, RNA polymerase II-specific. The transcript has a single exon. Bases 376 to 1512 code for a protein of 378 amino acids. NCBI's taxonomy places the organism in Eukaryota, Metazoa, Chordata, Lepidosauria, Squamata, Anolidae. Gene Ontology annotation, biological process: regulation of transcription by RNA polymerase II.